Plenodomus lingam JN3 is the source of this 117-nucleotide messenger RNA. Lineage: Eukaryota; Fungi; Ascomycota; Dothideomycetes; Pleosporales; Leptosphaeriaceae. The record is from RefSeq and is a predicted model, not a curated record.
AUGCUUCUGCAUGAUUACAUUGUGAUUGCCCAUCAAUGUCUUGAAAGCAUCUCGAGAACUCGUGAAUGCACUCGUUUUGAUCAGUUUCCAGCCAGAAGGAAAGAGGGAGGAGACUGA